AUGGGCCUUCAUGGGGUAGGAAAUGGAUUGGGUCGAGCUGGAUGGAGGCUGUCAUCGCCAGGAGAUUCGACCGCAUCUCCAACAAGACGUAUCUCCAUCUACAAAUUGAAAAAAAUCAAUUUGGUCAUCCCUGUAUGCAUCUCCAGCAAACACUCUCCAGAAAACCCUAAUUCCAAAUCCAUGGCCGCCAAAGAGACGGAGAUACAGCUGCUGAUCCGAGCUCGACUCCAGCGCUUCUUCCGACUCGUCAUCCCGCCAUUAUUGCCAUCGCCAUCACUGAUGUCGUCCAGUCUUCCCCAUCUCCGAUCUGUAUUCUGGACUCCCCUAUCGACCCUGACUCUCCGCCGCGUUCCUUCCUCUUCUUCCGUUCUUCGCGCAACCGCUUGCCUAUGCCGAGACCCGACGACCAUGGCGGAAACCUCAGCGAGACCCGAAGACGGGUAA
Messenger RNA from Linum trigynum, 444 nucleotides. NCBI's taxonomy places the organism in Eukaryota, Viridiplantae, Streptophyta, Magnoliopsida, Malpighiales, Linaceae. The record is from the annotation of a GenBank genome assembly.